AUUGAAUGAUACCUUAUUCUUUUUCAGCAAGGGCAUUAUCGUAAAAACAGAUACUAAAACCCAGUUUUAAACCCUAGGAAAACCCUUUCACUAUCCUUCCAAGUUCCGAAGUCCUGUCUGUUUAUCACCCUCAACGCGGUCAACGCAACGCAACCGGAAUGGGGAAGAAGAAGCAGAAGGAGAAGAUAGUUCUUCCACCGGAGCUCCCGCCGGAGAUUCCCGACGACGAGGUCGAGGUCUCCGAUGAGGACCUCCAGUUCGUCAAUGAGAAUCGCGGUUACGCUUCCUUAUUCUCCACCCUUGACACGCAAUCAAUCACCAAGCAUGUUACUCGAGUUGCUGAUGCUAAAGAUGAUGCUUUGGAGAAACUUUAUGAGAAAAAGCUGCGAAAGAAUGCUCUCAAGAAGGAAAAAGAAGAAACAGGAAUACAGGUUGACCGAGUUGAUGUUCUUCCAAUCAAGUCUUUGGAUGGACAACUCCAUUACCGGACAGCUACAAAGGCAGAAUCACAAAAUGGUCCAAGUGAAGAGGAAACGGGAGAGGAUGUAAAUGAUAGAAAAAGUCUGGUGAAGCUAACUAAGGCUGAAAAGAGAGCCAAACUUAAGAAGUUGAGGAAGGAGGGGAAAAAGGCUGAGGUAAAAGAAGAUCUUACAACUGAGGAGGCUUUUGAAUCUAAGAAGUGUAAACUUGCAGAGUUGGGAAAUGCAUUACUUACAGACCCUGAGUCCAAUAUUAAAUUUCUGAAGGAUAUGCUACAGAUAUCUAAAGACAAUGAUCCUACCAUUGUUAAACUUGGACUUCUGUCACUCUUGGCUGUAUUUAAAGAUAUUGUCCCUGGCUAUCGAAUAAGGCUUCCUACUGAGAAAGAACUGGAAAUGAAGGUUUCAAAGACUGUGAGAAAGAUGCGUUACUAUGAAUCAACUCUACUUUCGGCAUACAAGGCAUACCUGCAAAGGCUGAUGUACUUAGAAAAGAAGCCCUUAUUUCAACUUGUAGCAGUACGUUGUAUUUGUACAUUGCUCGACAUACAUCCUCAUUUCAACUUCAGGGAAAACCUGUUGGAUGCUACUGUCAGAAACAUAAGCUCUACUAAUGAGGCCAUAAGGAAACUUUGUUGUUCUACAGUUAAAUCAUUGUUUACAAAUGAGGGUAAACAUGGUGGUGAGGCUACUGUAGAGGCUGUUCGAUUGAUUGCCGAUCUUGUCAAGGCUAAUAAUUGUCAGUUGCAUCCUGAUUCCGUUGAGGUGUUUUUGUCUCUUUCAUUUGAUGAGGAUCUUGGGAAGUCUGAGAAGAAAGAAGAGGAUCAUAAAUUUAAAAACAAGAAAAAUAAGAAGAGAAAAAACAUGGAGGCAUCAAAUCAGUUGCCAGAUAAUGAUAGAAAGAGAAGUAAGCAUGAAAUGAUCUCUAAGACAAAAGAGGAGGUUGAAGCUGAGUACAAGGCUGCAUCGUUUGCUCCAGAUGUUAUGGAGAGGAGACAAAUGCAAUCUGAAACACUCUCUGCCGUGUUUGAGACGUAUUUUCGCAUUUUGAAGCACACAAUGCAUUUCAUAGCAACCAGGCCUGAAGUAAAUACUGGGGCAUCAUCUGCAGUGGAAUCCCACCCAUUGUUUGCUCCUUGUCUCAAAGGACUGGGAAAGUUUUCACAUUUGAUUGACCUCGACUUCAUGGGGGACCUAAUGAACCAUCUCAAAGUACUUGCUUCUGAUGGUAGUAACUCUGGCAACAGUUCUGAGAAGUGUCCUAAAUUUUUGACUGUGACUGAACGUCUCCAAUGUUGCAUUGUUGCUUUUAAAGUGAUGAGGAAUAAUCUUGAUGCUCUGAUUGUUGAUUUGCAAGACUUCUUCGUCCAUCUUUACAGUCUUAUACUUGAAUACAGGCCUGGAAGAGAUCAAGGAGAGGUGUUAGCAGAAGCUUUGAAGAUAAUGUUGUGUGAAGAUAAGCAACAUGACAUGCAAAAGACUGCUGCAUUCAUAAAGCGUUUGGCUACAUUGUCGCUGUGCUUUGGAUCUGCGGAGUCCAUGGCUGCAUUGGUCACAGUAAGGCAUCUCCUUCAAAAGAAUGUGAAGUGCAGAAAUCUGUUGGAAAAUGACACUGGAGGGGGCUCAGUUUCCGGAACAAUCCCAAAAUAUCAACCAUAUUCCACGGAUCCCAAUUUAAGUGGAGCUCUUGCUUCUGUGCUUUGGGAACUCAAUCUUUUGUCCAAGCAUUAUCAUCCUUCUAUAUCAACAAUGGCCUCUGGUAUAUCAAGCAUGAGUGUUGCACAGAAUCAAGUCAUUCUCUCAAAAACCUCUCCUACACAAGCUUUAAUGGAAAUGUCUCUUGAUCAGGAAUUAACUUUCCCGCAACAUAGUGGCACUAUAAAAUUGAAUAACAAGAAGAGAAGAACAAAUGGUCCUGCAACAUCACCCUCCAUUGGUUCUGCAUCAGUCACUUCAAGUUCAUUCAAUGAGGAUGAGUUGCAUGAGAAACUUGGUUCCCAUUUUACGCUUCUUCGCGACAUUAGGGAGAAUGAAAGGUUGAGAAAGGAGUUGGAUAAGACUACACUAUCACUACAGCUAUAUGAACAAUAUAAGAAACAAAAGCAAAGAUCAAAACCAAAGAAGAAAGCCAUUGCUUAAUAGAUGUAUAUGGCUUAUAGAUAACAUGAAAUUUUGUAGUUUUAUUUUCGUUGUUUCCGUAUUUGUGAAAACCAGACCAUUUAUCAAUCAGGUAAGAGGACUAGGAGCCAUGGUCACCAGUUUUGUGCCGGUUUGGUGUACCUGCUGAUAAAGUGUAAAAUUAUAUUUUGAUUAAAAGAGAGUGAUAUUAAUUUUACAGAA
This is a messenger RNA of Arachis ipaensis, 2819 nucleotides long. The record is from RefSeq and is a predicted model, not a curated record. NCBI's taxonomy places the organism in Eukaryota, Viridiplantae, Streptophyta, Magnoliopsida, Fabales, Fabaceae.